CGUCAAGAACACGGAAAGAAGUUUAAAUCCUGAGUUUCUGCGAUGUUUGCGGUUGUUUUUACUUUUGAGUAAAGUCCUCACAGCGCCGAAAGAUGGCUUGGAAGGCAAGGUGGAGGUUCUCGUUUUUGCUCUUCGUGUUUCUCAUGCUGUCGAGUGUGUCUGACAGCCAUCCUCGCCCUGAUCGUUUCAUGAACUCUCCAUCUGCCAUCAGGGCUGCAUCCAGCAGGACUGUAAGAAGAGCUUCAGACGUAGCAGUGGAGGUAGCAGGAUAUACAGAUGUGGCCAAACGUAUCAUUGAGCUGGCUGUGUUUGGAGCUGCCCAGAACCGCUCUUACAGUCGGCUGGCUGACUUCACAGACACCAUAGGGAACCGGGUCAGUGGCUCCAAGAACCUGGAUAUGGCUAUAAAAUACAUGUUCAAUGCAAUGAGACAGGAUGGCCUGGAUGUACAUCUGGAACCAGUAAAAAUCCCACACUGGGUAAGAGGGAAGGAGAGUGCAGAGAUGAUAAUGCCCUGGAACAAAAGCCUGGCUAUACUGGGACUGGGCAGCAGUGUAAGAACACCUUCUGAGGGUAUCGAGGCAGAGGUUCUGGUGGUUCAGUCUCUUGAUGAACUGAAGCGGAGAGGCAGCGAGGCCGCAGGGAGGAUUGUGGUUUUCAACCAGCCUUUCGUCAGCUAUGGGGAGACUGUGGCUUACCGUGAUUUUGCUGCUUCAGAGGCAGCCAAAUUGGGAGCUGUGGCCACACUCGUUCGAUCUGUCACUCCAUUCUCUAUUAACAGCCCCCACACAGGUAUGCAGGUGUACCAAGAUGGAGUGAAGUGCAUCCCGACCGCCUGUAUCACCAUAGAAGACGCUGAGMUGAUGUGGCGCAUGGCCCAACGGAGGCAGAGGAUUGUGGUCAGACUCAGCAUGGGAGCCAAGACUUUGCCGGAUGCUGACUCUUAUAACACAGUGGCUGAGAUAAGAGGCUGGCAGCAUCCUGAGCAGGUGGUUUUGUUGAGCGGUCAUUUGGACAGCUGGGAUGUGGGCCAGGGUGCCAUGGAUGAUGGAGGCGGAGCCAUGAUUUCCUGGGAGGCCCUGUCACUCAUCAAGGACCUGGGUUUGCGCCCAAGAAGGACUUUGCGGACGGUGCUGUGGACAGCUGAGGAGCAGGGUGGAGUCGGAGCACAGCAGUACUUUAAUCUACACAAGGUGAACGUGUCCAACUUUGACCUUGUUAUGGAGUCUGACAUGGGGACAUUCACCCCGGUUGGUCUACAGUUCACUGGCAGUGUUGCAGCACAAAAGGUGAUGGAGGAAGUGGUCAAACUUUUAGCUCCCAUUAAUACAACCAAACUGGAGGUGAACGGAGAGGGUACGGACAUCGAACUGUGGAUGCAGGCUGGGGUACCAGGCGCCAGCCUCCAUGUUGCAGACAGUCGUUACUUUUGGUUCCACCACAGCGAGGGGGACACCAUGACGGUUCAGAACCCUCGGGACAUGGACCUCUGCUCGGCUCUGUGGGCCGUGGUUGCCUACGUGGUGGCAGACCUGCAGGACAUGCUGCCAAGGUAGCAAGASAACUUCGUUUGUGGAUUUAAGUCAUUCUCAUCACUUAAAUCUAACUUUUAACAAAGCGCAUGCUCUGAUUUUUAACAUUUGAUUUGACUUUUUUUAUUACAAAAAUUUUUGAAAAGAGAGUGAUGUUUUUAAUCUGAUGUACACCAAUUAACUUAUCAGGAUUAAAGACCGGUCAUAGAGAGGGUUUAUCCCAAACUAAUGUAAAAAUAAAGCUUAAAAUUGUUUUUAUGUUUACUUGAACAUGGAGCAUUGCAUAUUUUCUCAGGUACUGUAUUAUUAUUAUUAUUAUUAUUAUUAUUAUUA
Austrofundulus limnaeus is the source of this 1865-nucleotide messenger RNA. Its product is annotated as carboxypeptidase Q. The transcript has 11 exons. Bases 93 to 1556 code for a protein of 487 amino acids. NCBI's taxonomy places the organism in Eukaryota, Metazoa, Chordata, Actinopteri, Cyprinodontiformes, Rivulidae. The record is from RefSeq and is a predicted model, not a curated record. Gene Ontology annotation, biological process: peptide catabolic process; proteolysis. Gene Ontology annotation, molecular function: metallodipeptidase activity.